This is a messenger RNA of Bacillus rossius redtenbacheri, 2400 nucleotides long. RefSeq lists its product as uncharacterized. The coding region runs from base 1 to 2400 and encodes 799 amino acids. NCBI's taxonomy places the organism in Eukaryota, Metazoa, Arthropoda, Insecta, Phasmatodea, Bacillidae. The transcript has 2 exons. The record is from RefSeq and is a predicted model, not a curated record.
AUGGAAACUAGCACCACCGUGGUGAGCACUCGCCCGACCACCUGCAUGACGUGCACAAAUGCCACACAAGGGGAACGCCACGCACAACAGCCAACACCACUUGCUGACCCGAAUCUCGUUACGUACAACCGCCCCCAGGGUUACCAGGGCAAGUUCACACUACCUGAAUUCGGUGGCCUCACACAUGAGGACCCACAGAGUUUCGUGGAGAACUGUGAAGUGCGAUUAACCCGGGCAGGUAUACCCGUAGACGAGUGGUCGGGACAGGCCAGCGGGCAGCUGCGAGGCACAGCCUAUGAAUGGUGGGACAUAUGGGGACGUUUCGGCAUGCCGUGGGCAGAAUUCGCCGGCACACUAACUCGCCGCUUCGACACCGAACAGGCAUUGGUCGACUGCACUUCGCAGUUCUAUGGCGAGCGGCAGAAAGACGGCGAAACGGCCGAACAGUUCGUGGCACAAAAACUAUGUCUCUUCACGCGCGUCAACCCACACGCUCGACCCACGACAGCGCUACCCACCGUGACGGCGUUACUACACACCGGCCUCCAGCCAUUCAUGCGUUGUUGUCGCCCGGAGUCGGUAGAAGAAUAUCUGCAGCAGGCAGCUGCCAUCGAGCAGAACCUGCGCGAUCUCUGGCAACGGGGCACACCGGGCACGAGUCGGGGACGCCUCAGUCAGACACCACAACAGGGGGGAGCUGAUACCCAGCCACCGACCCGACGACGAGCUAUCGAGAACACACCUCAAACCGACGCAACACCCACCAGGGUAGCACUACAGGACGCCCUGGGGCUGCCACUGUGCCAGCGAGGUUGCCCCAAUGAACCACCGCUCCCGGUUACCACGGGAGGGGAAAGACCCCCCCAUUUGUACCAGCUGACCCGGCCCCGGGACAGCCUUCUUCGCAUCCCCGUGGUGGUCGACGGGAGAGCCGUGGCUGCUCUAGUCGACACGAAGGCGAGUCUCGUAUUUGUAGCCCCCCACCUGGUACAGUCCGGGAAACUUCAACCGCAACAAGCGGAGUUACAACUAGCCACAAAUACCCGGCCAGGCCUGACCGUAGGGCGAGCAACACUACAGGUCAGCAUAAGGGGCUAUAUCACCACCGUGAUCGCCCUCGUAGUCAAGGACCUCCGCGAGGAGAUAGUCCUGGGGCAGCCCUGGCUGGCUGAGCAGGAUGUCGUAAUCGAGACCAAGGCCACCCGGGUACACAUCGGUACGCAAGAGCGGCUAGCAGUCUAUGCAGUCGAGUCACUACCUGCAAGGGCUAAGGAAGCCGUAACACUCCACCAGAUACUUCACGACGUCCCACUCGAGUACCGCGCCGCCGUAGACCAUGUACUAGCAGAGCGAAAAGAGAUAUUCACGGUGUCCGACCCACUCAGCCGAACUACGGUCACCGAACACCACAUACCGACCACCCACAACAACCCGGUGUACGAGCCCCCCAGAGGGUACGGUUUCCGGGAGCAACGCGCCAUCAGGGAACAGGUCGCAGAGAUGCACCGGGAUGGUGUUAUUGAACCGUCGAACAGUCGCUACAAUGCUUGCAUUGUACUCGCGCCGAAGACGGACGGGUCACUACGGUUCUGCGUGGACUUCUGGCCAUUGAACACAAUCACGGUUAGCGCCCCGCCACCCCAGAUCAGCGUAGAGAACGCGGUAGUAGGACUAGUACGAGCAACAGUGUUCAGUACCCUUGACCUUAAAUCGGGGUACUGGCAGUUCCCCAUACGGACCGAGGACCGCGAGAAGACCACGUUCACCAUCCCCGACGGCCGCAAAUUUCAAUUUCGAGCGAUGCCAUUCGGGCUGAAUUGUGCCCCCGCGACGUUCCAGGGGAUGAUGACGUGCGUACUAGAGGGCUAUGUCGAUCGCUUCGCGCUGGCUUACCUUCACGACGUAAUUAUAUUCUCGGAGACCUGGGAGGAACACAUCGGGCACCUUACGUUAGUUAUAGAUCACCUCGCUACCCAGCACUUGACCGUCGCGCACCACAAGUGCCACAUCGGGACACAGGAGAUAGAGUUCCUGGGACAUGUCGUGAGCGCCGCGGGUAACCGGGCACAAGCGGGCCACCUCAAAAAGAUCGCCGAAGCCGAGGUACCACGAACGCGGAAACAGCUCCAACGCUUCGUCGGCUUGAUUAACUGGCUCCGGUGCUACGUCCCUAACUUCUCAAGGACAAUAGCCCCCCUGAUGGACCUCCUGUUACCACAGUCACGGUACAGAUGGAACGACCACGCCCAGCGCGCAUUCGAAGAGGUUAAACUCGCCUUCACACAGUGCCACAAGCUCACGCAGGGUAAACCCGGAACGUUGCCUCUACCUACAGAUGGACGCAAGUACCCUCGGCGUGGGCGCGGUACUAUACCACGUAGGCCCGGACAGCAGGCGUGA